AAAAAGACACGCUGCGCUCACAGAGUCUCUCCACACGCUUCCAGCAAGACACCAAACCAGCUUCUAUUUUUCACGAUGUCACCGUGGCACGACCUGAAGAAGUCCAGCACGAUAUGAGGAUCGUGGGUUACGUCGUUAAAGUAGAUUUGUAGAGUCGGAGAAAUCAUUCCAGCGAAAGAGCUCCAGCUGCUCGACUUCUUUGUCACGUUUAUCCACUUUGGGGAGAGAGAGAAAAAAGCGCGACAGCUAAGAGUAGGUGAAGAUUUUCAAACCCCGUCUACAACUUGAAGAAGGCGAAGUUCGUCAUGACUUCCGAAAAGAAAGUGGAGGAUGAAGCAGUCUUGGACAGAGGAGCAUCCUUCCUCAAGCAUGUCUGCGAUGAAGAGGAAGUAGAAGGUCACCACACUGUAUACAUCGGUGUGCAUGUUCCCAAGAGUUACCACCGGAGGAGACGCCACAGACGCAAGUCUAGCCACAAGGAGAAGCGGGAACGACCCGAACAGAGUACGGAAGGAUCCAAGUCGGAUGUGGAGAAUGUAGAUGAAUCCACCGCAAACGUCCUCAAACCUCUCAUUUCUCCAGCUGAGAGGAUCAGGUUUAUCCUGGGAGAGGAGGACGAUGGUCCCCCACCACCUCAGCUCUUCACCGAGCUGGACGAGCUGCUGGCUGUGGACGGGCAGGAGAUGGAGUGGAAGGAGACAGCCAGGUGGAUCAAGUUUGAGGAGAAGGUGGAGAAGGGUGGCGAGCGCUGGAGUAAGCCUCAUGUGGCCACGCUGUCCUUGCACAGCUUGAUGGAACUCAAAACGUGCAUCGAGAAGGGCACCAUCAUGCUGGACCUGGAGGCCUCCACACUGCCACAGGUUGUCGAGCUGAUCACCGACAGCCAGAUUGAGACCGGUCAGCUGAAGGCAGACCUGAAGGAGAAGGUCAUGUACACGCUGCUACGGAAGCAUCGGCACCAGACCAAGAAGUCCAACUUGCGCUCCCUAGCCGACAUUGGCAAGAGUGUUUCCAGUGCAAGUAGGCUGUUUUCCAACCAGGAUAUAGCACGCAACCCCCUUGAGAACCCUGUGCCUUAUUUAACCCCACAAGGCCCAGAGGAACCAUGUGAGGUCACAAGGAGCUCCAGCAUGGGAUACCUCUGUAGCCCAACUACUGCCCAUCGAAACCUCACCUCCAACAGCCUGAGUGACUUCUCUGACAAACCAGAGAAGGAUCAGCUGAAGAAUAAGUUCAUGAAAAAGUUGCCCCGUGAUGCAGAGGCAUCAAAUGUGCUGGUUGGAGAGGUAGACUUCCUGGAAACUCCCUUUGUAGCGUUUGUUCGUCUGCAGCAGGCUGUCAUGCUGGGGGCUCUAACAGAGGUCCCAGUGCCCACGAGAUUUCUCUUUGUCCUGCUGGGCCCCAAAGGGAAAGCAAAGUCCUAUCAUGAAAUAGGAAGAGCCAUUGCCACCUUGAUGUCCGAUGAGGUAUUCCACGAUAUUGCCUAUAAAGCGAAAGACAGGCAGGACCUGCUGGCUGGUAUCGAGGAGUUCCUGGAUGAGGUCAUCGUCCUGCCACCCGGAGAAUGGGACCCUGACAUCAGGAUAGAGCCACCAAAGUCUCUGCCCUCCUCAGACAAGAGGAAGAACAUGUAUUCCGGAGUAGAGGCGCCUCAGAUGAACGGUGACACUCCCCAUGAUGCGGGACAUGGAGGGGGAGGAGGACACCAGGUCGGAGAGGAGCUUCAGCGCACUAGAAAGUUUUGUGGAGGUCUUUUUCUGGAUAUCAAGCGGAAGCUGCCAUUUUUUGCCAGUGACUUCUAUGACGCACUACAUAUCCAGUCUCUGUCCACCAUCUUGUUCAUCUAUCUGGGCACCGUCACCAAUGCGAUCACGUUUGGAGGCUUACUUGGUGACGCCACAGACAACAUGCAGGGAGUGUUGGAAAGUUUCCUGGGUACGGCACUGACAGGCACAGUGUUCUGCCUGCUGGCUGGUCAGCCCCUGACUAUUCUCAGCAGCACAGGCCCGGUGCUUGUCUUUGAAAGACUCCUCUUCAACUUCAGCAAAGACAACGGGUUUGACUACCUAGAGUUCCGGCUGUGGAUCGGCCUGUGGUCAGCUAUAUUCUGUCUGGUGCUGGUCGCCACAGAUGCCAGCUUCCUGGUGCAGUACUUCACGCGUUUCACCGAGGAAGGCUUCUCUGCGCUCAUCAGCUUCAUCUUCAUCUAUGAUGCGUUCAAAAAGAUGAUAAAGCUGGGCCACUACAACCCGAUCAACUCGGAUUACGAUUCCAAUCUCGUCACUCAGUACGAGUGCCAUUGCAUGCCGGGCAACUCAUCAGAACUCAUUGAUGUCUCUGCCUGGACAAACAGUACAGAUCUGCCAGCAAACGCCACCUGGGCGUCCCUAACCAGGAAGCAGUGUCUGAAGUACGGAGGGAAGCUGGUCGGAGAGACAUGUGGCUUUGUGCCUGACAUCACCCUGAUGUCCUUCAUCCUGUUCUUUGGGACUUACACCUGCUCCAUGGCUCUGAAGCAGUUCAAGACAAGUCGCUUCUUCCCCACCACAGUGAGGAAGCUCAUCAGUGACUUUGCGAUCAUCCUGACCAUUUUUGUCUUCUGCGGCGUGGACGCCUUCGUCGGUGUGAACACUCCAAAGCUCAUAGUGCCAAGUGAAUUCAAGCCCACAAGUCCACUGAGGGGCUGGUUUAUUCCUCCAUUUGGAGGAAACCCCUGGUGGGUGUACCUGGCAGCCGCACUCCCCGCUCUGCUGGUCACCAUUCUGAUAUUUAUGGACCAGCAGAUCACUGCUGUGAUUGUCAACAGGAAAGAGCAUAAACUCAAGAAAGGGGCAGGCUAUCACUUGGAUCUGUUCUGGGUAGCUAUCCUCAUGAUUAUCUGCUCUUUCAUGGGCCUGCCGUGGUACGUGGCUGCCACCGUCAUCUCCAUCGCCCACAUUGACUCUCUGAAAAUGGAGACCCAGACCUCAGCCCCCGGGGAGCAGCCCAAAUUCCUGGGUGUUAGGGAACAAAGAGUCACCGGUAUCUUUGUUUUCCUCCUGACUGGACUCUCCGUCUUCAUGGCCCCUAUCCUCAAGUUCAUUCCCAUGCCUGUGCUUUACGGUGUGUUCCUCUACAUGGGUGUGGCAUCACUCAAUGGUGUCCAGUUCAUGGACCGCCUGCAGCUGCUCCUGAUGCCAGCCAAGCACCAGCCGGACCUGAUCUACCUGCGACACGUCCCCCAGAGACGCAUCCACCUCUUCACCUUCAUCCAGGUCCUGUGUUUGGCCCUCCUCUGGAUCCUCAAGUCUACUGUGGCUGCCAUCAUCUUUCCUGUCAUGAUCUUGGCACUGGUUGCUGUUCGUAAGGCGAUGGACUACGUGUUCUCCCAACAUGACCUCAGCUACCUGGAUGAUGUCAUCCCAGAGAAAGACAAGAAGAAGAAAGAGGAUGAGAAGAAAAAGAAAAACAAAAAAAAGGGAAGCAUCGACAGUGAAAUUGAAUUUUCUGACUUCCCCUACCAUGAAAAUGUCCCCACUAUAAAAAUCUCUAUGGAUAUGAUGGAGCAGGAGCCCAUGUUGGGGGAUAAAUCUUUGGAUAGAGAUAAAUCCCAGAAUUUCCUUAACACGCAUUCGCCGUGCUGAACGCUACUUCGACUCUUCCACGGUGGCUGAGUAAUCUUGACAAAAGUUCUUACACGAAAGGUUUGCCUCAGAUUCGAAUAGGCGGGAACUCUGAGGAGAACGGUUUCUUCUGGAGGAAGAGCUCUGAAACAGAUCUGUGAAUAAAUUAUCCAAAGAUCCAGCAGAACCAGCACAACAUAGCAAACAGACCCAUCCUCUUUUGUACUAUAGUACCGCUUUGUAGCGGUAUUUUUAAUAUUCCUCAUGUGAGGAUUUAAAUCAGAAUGGCUGGAAGUAUUUAUCUUAAAAUUGAAACACUUUGGUGGUACUGAUUUUUAUUAAGGGCUACGUUUGAGCAUUCUUCAUCUGCUUGGGUUCUUGCAGAAAACAAAAAGGCUACUUCAAGAUCAUCCGUAUGCAGUUUUAAUGGGACAUUAAUAUCUUAUCUUAUUGAUGUGUAUGCUAAUAAUUUAUAAUAAGCGUCCAGCUAAAGAUGUUUUAUCAUAAAACAUGUUCAGGAUAAAGUAGGUUCGGUAGAUUGGAGACAACAGAUUGCUUCAUAGCAUCCACACCAACUUUUAUUUCACUUUGUACAUAUCAGGAGUUAUUUUUAAUGAUUGUUUCCAAAGAACCAGCCUGUCUUCUGGUAGUACUGUUUUUAUAUGGUAGGUUGUUUUUCUGUUGUAGAGUUUGAGUCAUGACUACUGGAAUCUUAGGUUAAAACUUAGUGGAGGUACUGAAUUUGGAGGCGAGCACAGGGGGAUACGCAUCCUCUUUAACCUGUAGUGAACAAAAGGGCUACAAAAAGUCAUCUGUCAUGAGCAGACAUUGACUUUGUAUUUAUGGGCAUAUUCAUUAUUUAUCAAGCACCCAUCUAAGGCUGCAUAUUAAUGAAACACAUCCAGCAGAUACUGUAAGAAUGCCAUGUGUGUCUCAGUAUGGUAAGAAGUAAAUGGUUCAGCGACAUACAGACUUGAACUUCUCUUUUUGUUUCCUAAUCUUUCCUUUUUUUCCCCCCUUUUUCUAUAUUUAUUAUAUUUAAACUCUUGGCAAAAUAAUUCUUUCUUAAGUAUGACUUUACCAUUUAACUUUCCCCAUUUGUCCAAAUUUGAGGAUAUUCUUUCUGUGGUCUGUAUCCACUCGAUGGUCUUUUCCCUGUUUUAGGGAGAUGUAGAUGUAUUAUUAUACCUGUUUUUAGCUCUACCUCUUAUUUUCCUGUAGGUGCCAGGCAUUAUAUUUUAAAAAAACAUCUGUCGUGCAAUUCUUUGAGAUCAAACACUGAUUUAUUUUUUUCAACUGGCACUGCAUAGGAUCUCUGAAUCUUAACUUGGACUUCCUUUUUUCUCUGUGACACUUAAGAUAUUGUAUUUUUGUUUUUUCUUGUUUGUCAAUAUGAAAUAACUAUGUACGAUUUUGCAGUGUUUUAAAGGGUAAUUCCAUCAAAAUUAUAUUUUACUUUUUAACAGCAAAAAAAAAAAAUGUUUUUAACUAUCUCUACAGAUACAGGGAAAAUAAACCUAAAAUUGCAUUAUCUGAUAAGAACAUCAGUAAAACAUUUUUUUUUUUAUGUUUCGUAUACCAAAGUCGGAGGAAAAAGUUACAGCCUGUCCUUUUUUACCAUCUGAACCAAUGCAGUUUAAUGUUCUCACACAGUUAACUGUGAACUCAACCCUAAAAACCUAUUUGAGUUGAUUUUCCUUUUAAAAUGUGAUCCUAUUUAAAAGCUGUUAAUGUGAUAAAAUGUCCAUCUUUUUUUUUU
Molecule: messenger RNA, 5361 nt
Organism: Morone saxatilis (striped sea-bass)
Lineage: Eukaryota; Metazoa; Chordata; Actinopteri; Moronidae
Product: electrogenic sodium bicarbonate cotransporter 1-like
Exons: 27
Coding region: 306-3623 (1105 amino acids)
Biological process (GO): regulation of intracellular pH; monoatomic anion transport; bicarbonate transport
Cellular component (GO): plasma membrane; basolateral plasma membrane
Molecular function (GO): monoatomic anion transmembrane transporter activity; solute:inorganic anion antiporter activity; sodium:bicarbonate symporter activity
Source: RefSeq, a predicted model, not a curated record